AAAAACAAACAAUUGCUUCAUGCGUACCCAGCACUGCUCUGUUAAUAAUAUUAACCAAGCCAUUAUUCUGCCCAGAAGACCACCAGACAUUAUUGUAUUUAGGGGAGAACAAUUAGAUGUAAAGGUACUGAACGAACUGUUACAUUCAUGCUCAUUCACCCUGACUUCACCUUGUGACUGGUAGGCCUACCAUGUAGGUGUAUUUUAGUAAAGUAUAGUACCGGUACUGUACAUGUAUAUAUGGAAAAGGUACAGUUUAAUGCUGUACCAUAGAGUGAUAUUUCACUGAAUUCGCAGAAUUCCAGGAAGGAAGUACAAAGUGAAGAAUCUGAAGCAAGAUCAACCUACUGCCAAGUCACAAGCCCAUCAAGACCAUAAAAGACAACCAAAACAGACGUCUUCAACAGUAAGAAACUGAAAGUGAGUAACUUCUUUCCAAAUACCGUUGACACUUUCCAUGAUCAUGAAGGCGUUUCCAUGGAGAAAAGAACCUUAUUACACAAGAACCAAUAGUGGCUUUCUCCGUUGCUUAGUUGGGCUGUUCCUUGUCUCGGACUUGCAGGUCAGCACAGCAUGCCCAGACCUCUGCCAAUGUGACCAGCAAACAGUCACCUGUCCCGACGCUGCACUUAUUCCUGUCGACAUUCCCGAAGAGACUACUAUCCUGAAAUUCCCCAACCAUCGCUUCACCAACCUACCAGGUUAUACAUUCCUCCCUCACAAUCUCAACAGUUUACAAGAGCUUCAUCUGAGAGAGGGCAACUUGGAGAUCAUUGACGACAACGCCUUCCACGGCCUUCCACAACUCAAGUCACUUCAUCUAGACUACAAUAAUAUUGAGACUAUAGCGCCUAACGCAUUUGAUGGUCUCGGCAGAGUGACACACUUGUAUUUGUACUACAAUAAGCUCCAGCAGCUACACCCGAGGCAGUUUGUUGGUCUGACGCUGCUUUACUGGCUGUCGUUGAGUUUCAACGCUCUGACGGAUAUUCCAGCAAACGCAUUUCAGGGUUUGGAGAAUCUGCACAUUCUUUACCUUCGUUACAACCAUCUAUCGGUGCUGGGUGAUUAUCGGUCGUUCAGCGGCUUACACCAUCUCCAGAUGCUUAGCUUAGAGAACAACCACGCCUUAAGAACUAUCGGGGAUGAAACCUUCAGUCAACUGUACGCACUGACGGAUCUAGAGCUCGGUGGUAAUUUGCUGGCCGCUACCAGCUUCACCGAAGCUACAUUCUCAGGACUGCAUAAACUGACAACCUUGAACUUUCAUGAUAACCCACUUGGAGUUGUUCCAUCCCUUGCCUUCAAGCCCAUCCCACAAUUGGAUAAAAUCUAUCUCACAAGCUGCCAGCUUCGCUCUGUCCAACCAGGGGACUUCCAAUAUGUUCCAGAGUUAAAGGAGCUCUAUUUGGACGACAACGUCGCCCUGAUAGAAAUUCCUACGCACACAUUAACAGAACUCCCACUGUUAGAAAUGCUUCACUACUCACAAACAUCAAUCACUGAAAUACCCGCAUUCUCUUUCCAGAAUGCAACAAAUCUUAGGAAACUAGUCAUCGCCGACUCAAAACUGAGUAGCAUCAAGGAGAAUGGAUUUGAUGGACUUGAAAAUAUCCAUCAGUUGGACCUUUCAAAUAAUAAACUGACGACGCUAUUUCACAACAUCCUUGAUUCAAUACAGCUUAGUGGCAAUCUUGAAAUUGAUCUAAGCGACAAUCCAUGGGCAUGUGAUUGUCACCUUCGAGAUUUCGUCCAAAGGGUUGAAAAACGUUACACACCAAAGCAAGUAACGCAAGUUUUCAACUCCAGUCAGCCUCCGCCUAAGUGUCAAAGCCCACCCCAACUUGCCGGGCAGGGCAUCUUCAGUGUCCCCACCCACAGUCUGAGCUGUGAUGCCCCAACCCCCAAGGACGCAACCCAUGAAGCAAACCAUCGGAAGGUGACUAUUGGGAGCUGUGUUGGUCUUGCUACCGUUGUCUUACUUUGUACAGUCUGCGGAAUAUUCUUCUAUCGCAAGAGACAAAGAAAAGCGCGCGAGAUGCUUCGUAGCAUCAACGAUAGUCUGUUCCCUUUAGAUGAUGACAUUUCAAUAUAAACAAACAUAGAAACUUCAGUACUGUUUCAAAUCAUUCAUUUGUUGAAACACUUGUUGGAAGGUUUCAGGUAAAAUUACAAGCAUUUCAAUUGCUUUUUUGGAAAACGUCAAUCGUGCAAAGUGGUACAAUUUAAUGUGUUUCCUACACACUGGGAUGUCUUUACGCAAGUGGGUGUCAUAAUUCAAUUUUCAAACACAGCUUUGUAUAACUACUGUUAAAAUAAGAAAAGUUUGACACCAGGUGUGAUGAAGCACUAUAAGAAUUUAGGAUAGACAAUUACAGAUUAUUACAAACAGUGUGAUUAGAAAAUUAUCCAUUUAUUUAAACUUCACUGAGGAUAUUGCUAGCAUAAAAACACAACAACUGCUUAUGUUGCCCUGUUCACACUACAGCAAUUAAGCAGGGGUCCCUUGCUUUGUUUUAGCAUAGUUGUGAAGUUAGGCAAAUUGCUCUUCAGGGGAAAGGACAAGGUUGGACUUUUCACUAUUUUGUUUUGACCCAGACGGCCGAUCGAUCUCAAACGUCUAUGGGUUUUUCAGUUUAUGUAUACAUGUAAGUUGGAUAUCAUAAAAUGCUUACACUGCCAGUAACUGUUUUGUUAGCAAACACCAGUUCCGUAACUGUUCCUUAAAAGGCAAAGUAUUCUUUGGGGUUUUUUAACCGUUCUAUUUUUGAAAUCCUGUAUCAAUGUAUACAGUGUGCAAACAUAUUAACCUGGCAAAAUUUCAUUAAAAAAGGUUCGUAGCUUUUUUUAAAAAGAUAUUGCCGAAAAUACAGAGCGGUUUUUAUCCAA
Messenger RNA from Asterias rubens (European starfish), 2889 nucleotides. RefSeq names its product leucine-rich repeat-containing protein 15-like. The transcript has 2 exons. Lineage: Eukaryota; Metazoa; Echinodermata; Asteroidea; Forcipulatida; Asteriidae. The record is from RefSeq and is a predicted model, not a curated record. Gene Ontology annotation, molecular function: protein binding. Bases 458 to 2095 code for a protein of 545 amino acids. Gene Ontology annotation, cellular component: extracellular matrix.